AACUACUUCCCAUCUCCCGGAACUGUCCGCGAUAAGCACUGAUAAUGGCGUCAGUCACGGUACGUGGCUUGGCUCUCUGCACUACGUCUUUGCUAAACUUUGCGUUUGUUUUCAUAUCCGGUGCAGAUCUCGUUCGGUUUGUCUCGUUUCGAGCCAUUUACCAUAACAUCACGGGGGAGACGACACUCUGCCAAGACUCCAUACCAUGGUCGGUGGCCCUGCGGGACAGCUCUGUUCUGAGGGCUCUUGCUGUGGAUCUGGGGCUGCUGGCCCUCUUCAUCGUGCAGCACAGCCUGCUGGCCUGGCUGCCUGUCAAACAGGCCCUCCAGUCAGUGCUGGGGCCCCUCAACAGGACAGCAUACUGCUUCACCACAGCACUCGCCCUCCAGAUCUUGAUGCGUUACUGGCAACCCGUGACUAACGCCCCCUGCCUGUGGUCAGUGCGUCAGGCACCCUGGAGUGUCUGGUUCCCCCUGCUCUGCUUCUCGCUGCACUUCCUCUGCUGGGCCAUCAUCUGCAGCAUCCUCAUGAUCUUUGAUUACCCAGAACUGCUGGGCAUCAAGCAGGUGUAUUACGACUGUCUCGGAUUGGGGGACCCCCUCUCUCACAAGUCGCCCCGUGCCCAGCGCCUCCUGUCCCACCUGCGCCACCCGGUGUGCCUGGAGCUGGGUGUGGUGCUGUGGCUCCUGCCGGCCUUAUCCCUGGACAGGCUCCUGCUGGGGGCUCUGUCAGCCUACCUGGUUCUGGCGCACUCUCUGGACAAACAGGAUUUAGCCUACCUGUGCGUGCAGCUCAACAGCAAGAUGCAGCUCUUCGCGCAGCCACACGGAGGCAGCGCCGACGCCACAGCCAAUGAGGACGGUGAUGAACACAAGAAGAAGUGAAGCAGAGGUCGUCCAAAUGCUUUGAUCUGAAUCUGUCAUAAAUAAUGUUUUAAAACUGACUACAAAAGAGUUUCUGUGGGCCUCGUGAGCCUGAUGUCUGCUGAUUUUGUCAUUUCAAAUGUAUUUUAUUACAGUUUAUGUCAUCGAGUGAAAACACAGCCGCCUCCCCUGCUCGUACAGAGGUGUCAGUCUUCUUAUAACGACUAAUUUUGAUACAAUUAGGUUGACACAUUUUUAUACUGAAUAUUUUUUUAAUACAUGAAAUUGUUUUACUGUAUAGUUUUACUGGCUGUUACAGUGCCCAAGACAAGUACAUUAACACUGUGUUUCUCUGGAAGCUAAUUUCAGGUUUACCUUUCCUUUGAAAAACGAUGUCUCACUGAGAUUUUACACUGGCAAAAGCUGUUUUCUUUUUCUGCUCUGUGACAGAACAAAGUGACAAUGUUUCUGCUACUAUGAAUGUAUCUCCUUCACCGCUUUUCCUCGACGGUGAGAUCAAACCGAUUGUUUAAAGACGUGAAGCUGAACGUGUCGAACAAACUACUUUUAACGUUUAUCAUGCUUGAUAAAUAAGGUAUUAUCAAUGCAGCCAGUAUUAGUAUUGGUGGAUUCUCAGAGUACUGUAAUGUCUCAUUUGGUAUAUAUUUUUACACCUAUGCUUUCCCCAUGUGUGCCUUACUGUAAUUACAGUGACAGCUUUCAGUAUUUUUAAAAACAUGUUAAAUAAAAGUGGAAAGUUCACUUGUCCUGAUAAAAUUUGUCUUUUUUAGGUUUCUUUUUUAUUUUUAUGAGUCAAGUUUUAAGAGUUUAAGGAGCAGAUGUUUGAUUUAAAUUGGUUUUUUAAAUUUAAUUUUAAAGCUGAUAUGUCACAGUUGUGACAGCUUUAAUAACCGAGCCAGGUUGAUGUUUUGUUUUUGUUUUUUGGAUUUUACAGGGUAAAGAUCGAUAUAUAUGCUGACUGGCCACCUUAUUGGGUACACCUGAGGGAUUUUUGUAAUUAGGGGAAAGUUUCAUAUCCAUUAAAACUUAUCAUGUUCAUGAAUAUGAAUAAACCUGAAUAACA
This is a messenger RNA of Oreochromis niloticus (Nile tilapia), 1947 nucleotides long. RefSeq names its product nurim (gene nrm). The record is from RefSeq and is a predicted model, not a curated record. Lineage: Eukaryota; Metazoa; Chordata; Actinopteri; Cichliformes; Cichlidae. Gene Ontology annotation, cellular component: nuclear membrane.